AGCAGCCGUCCCAGCCGGGGCGUGGACUUUGCUCAGGCAGCCUCCCGCGGAGGACGGGGACACGGUGCUCAGCCACACCAUGGGACGCCCACUGCACCUCGUCCUACUCAGCGCCUCCCUGGCUGGCCUCCUGCUGCCCGGGGGAAGCCUGUUCAUCCGCAGGGAGCAGGCCAGCGCCGUCCUGGCGAGGGUCAGGAGGGCCAAUUCCAUCUUAGAAGAGUUAAAGAAAGGAAACCUCGAGAGGGAGUGCCUGGAGGAGACCUGCUCCUACGAGGAGGCCCGCGAGGUGUUCGAGGACGGCGCCCAGACGAAUGAAUUCUGGAAUAAAUACAAAGACGGCGACCAGUGUGAAGGUGAUCCUUGCCAGAACCAGGGCAAAUGUAGAGACGGCCUCGGGCAAUACACCUGCACCUGUCUAGAAGGAUUCGAAGGCAAAAACUGUGAAUUAUUCACACGGAAGCUUUGCAGCCUGGACAAUGGGGACUGUGACCAGUUCUGCCACGAGGAGCAGAACUCAGUGGUGUGCUCCUGUGCCAGUGGGUACAUCCUGGCUGAUGAUGACAAGGCCUGCAUUCCCACAGUGCCCUACCCCUGUGGAAAACUUACCUUGGAACGCAGGAAGAGGUCAGUGGCCCAGGCCACCAACAGCAGCGGGGAAACCCCCGACAGCAUCACCUCGCCACCGCACAACACGAGCGACCUGGACCCCACCGAGAACCCCUUCGACCUGCUGGGCUUCAACCAGACGCAGCCCGAGGGGGAGGACAACGACGUCGUCAGGAUCGUGGGUGGCCGGGAAUGCAAGGAUGGGGAGUGUCCCUGGCAGGCUCUGCUCAUCAACGAGGAAAACGAGGGGUUCUGUGGUGGCACCAUUCUGAGCGAGUUCUACGUCCUCACUGCGGCCCACUGUCUCCACCAAGCCAAGAGAUUCAAGGUGAGGGUAGGGGACCGGAACACAGAGCUGGAGGAGGGCGGCGAGACCGUGCACGAGGUGGAGGUGAUCAUCAAGCACAACCGGUUCUCGAUAGAGACCUACGACUUCGACAUCACCGUGCUCCGGCUGAAGACGCCCAUCACCUUCCGAAUGAACGUGGCACCCGCCUGCCUCCCGGCGCGGGACUGGGCCGAGUCCACGCUGAUGACACAGAAGACGGGGAUCGUGAGUGGCUUCGGGCGCACCCACGAGAAGGGCCGGCAGUCCACCACACUCAAAAUCCUGGAGGUUCCCUACGUGGACCGCAACACCUGCAAGCUCUCCAGCAGCUUCACCAUCACCCAGAACAUGUUCUGUGCCGGCUACGAAGCCAGGCAGGAGGACGCCUGCCAGGGGGACAGCGGGGGCCCCCACGUCACCCGCUUCAAGGACACCUACUUCGUGACAGGCAUCGUCAGCUGGGGAGAGGGCUGUGCCCGGAAGGGGAAGUAUGGGAUCUACACGAAGGUCUCCGGCUUCCUCAAGUGGAUCGACAGGUCCAUGAAAACCAGGGGCGUGGCCAAGGCCGAGAGCCACGUCCUGGGCGUCAACACGUCCUCUCCAUUAAAGUGAGAUCCCACUCAA
Saimiri boliviensis boliviensis (Bolivian squirrel monkey) is the source of this 1558-nucleotide messenger RNA. RefSeq names its product coagulation factor X (gene F10). The record is from RefSeq and is a predicted model, not a curated record. Lineage: Eukaryota; Metazoa; Chordata; Mammalia; Primates; Cebidae. Gene Ontology annotation, molecular function: serine-type endopeptidase activity; calcium ion binding. Gene Ontology annotation, cellular component: extracellular region. Gene Ontology annotation, biological process: blood coagulation; proteolysis.